Messenger RNA from Triplophysa dalaica, 5883 nucleotides. RefSeq names its product protein tyrosine phosphatase non-receptor type 21 (gene ptpn21). Gene Ontology annotation, molecular function: protein tyrosine phosphatase activity. The transcript is spliced from 21 exons. NCBI's taxonomy places the organism in Eukaryota, Metazoa, Chordata, Actinopteri, Cypriniformes, Nemacheilidae. The record is from RefSeq and is a predicted model, not a curated record. Gene Ontology annotation, biological process: protein dephosphorylation. Bases 272 to 3838 code for a protein of 1188 amino acids. Gene Ontology annotation, cellular component: cytoskeleton.
UGUAGCGUGACCUCAAGAACCUCAAACAUGCGUCAAUCCCGAAAAAAACAAACUUCACCAUAUAUCGGAUUAUGACUACUUUAAACUUUCAUUUAAACAUUAAAACCCUCCAUGUUAUAAAAUAAUCACUCGACAAACUACGUCAUUGAUCAGGGACUCAUGCGCGUGUCCGGUGGGGCUCUGUAUAAUCCAGCACUUCUCCAUGGAUUAACUGUCAAGGAACGCUGAAUCAAAUCAUUCUGCUUAAGGAAGGCUGCGGGACGAGUGAAACAUGCCCCUUCCGUUCGGAUUGAAACUCAAGAGAACCCGGAGAUACACGGUGUCCAGCAAGAGCUGCCUGGUCACCCGCAUCCAGCUGCUGAACGGGGAGUACGUGGAGUUCACGCUGUCUGUGGAGAGCACAGGGCAGGAGUGUCUGGAGGCUGUCGCUCAGAGGCUGGAGUUACGAGAGAUAACGUACUUCAGCCUGUGGUACUUCAACAAACAAAGCCAGCAGAGAUGGAUUGAUUUAGAGAAGCCACUGAAGAAACAGCUGGACAAGUAUGGACUGGAGUCCACGGUUUACUUCGGAGUGGUUUUCUACAUCUCGUCUGUUACACAGUUACAACAAGAGAUAACCAGGUAUCAGUAUUAUCUCCAGCUGAAGAAAGAUGUUCUGGAAGGAAAGAUUUCUUGCUCUAUUGAACAAGCCAUUCAUCUGGCCAGCUUGGCUGUGCAAGCUGACCUCGGAGACUUCGACCGAUACGACUCCCAGGAAUUCCUUCAAAAAAUUGUGCUGUUUCCAAUGCCGUGGAUCCAGGACGAGAGGCUUGUGGAGGAGGCCACUCAGAAAGUCACGGCCCUCUAUAAAAACUACAGCAGAGGUCUGUCUGCGCCGGAGGCUGAACUCCACUACAUGCAGGAGGUGGAGAAGACGGAGGGAUACGCAGAGGAGAGCAUCCAGGCCAAGGACAGUCAGGGCACAGACGUGAUUAUCGGCUCCUGUCUGGAUGGGAUAUUUGUCAAACACAAAAAUGGAAAAGCUCCUCUGUUGUUCCGGUGGAAUGACAUUAAUAACAUGACUCAUAAUAAGUCUUUCUUCGCCCUGGAGCUGGCCAACAAAGAAGACACCCUCCAGUUUCAGGCCGAGGACAUGGAGACGUCCAAAUAUGUGUGCAGAAUGUGGCUGGCGCGGCACAAGUUUUAUAAAAUUAACAACAGCAGUCUAGAGCCGUCUGACGGCCCGUCCUCUGACGGCUCCCAGAGGUCCAUUCUCACUCUUUCAUUUCCACGCUUUCCGACGCUCCUGCGUCCCUCUCUGCCUAGUAACAAGGGACAGACACAGGCCGCUCCUGUGAACCCGGUGAGGAGACGAUCCUCUACAAGAAUGUCUCUGCCAAAACCUCAGCCGUACAUGAUGCCGCCUCAGAUGCACUUUACUGGUCAUUAUAAUGAACCCUACACAUCAUCACAAGAUAAUCUUUACAUCAACAAUCAGAACGGUUUCUACUACCAUUCUCAGACCAGCCUGGACCGCUCUCCACACGAGUACAACGGACGCAUCCGUAACGGCAGCGUGUACAGCGCUCAGAGCACCAGCUCCCUCAACAACCCCCAGCACUACCUGCAGCCAUCUCCCAUGUCCUCCAAUCCUAGCAUCACAGGAAGUGACCUCAUGCGGCCCGACUAUGUGCCCUCGCACCGCCACAGCGCCCUGAUUCCUCCCUCUUACCGCGCCACGCCCGACUACGAAACCGUCAUGAGGCAGAAGAACCUCGGGAUGGUGCCGCCCGCCGAGCGUCAGAGCCAUUCCAUGCGCAAUCUCAACAUCGGUAACUCUUACGCUUACAGCCGACCCGAUCCGCUGGUGUACAGUCAGCCCGAGAUCCGCGAGCACGGGGCAGGUCACUACCCCUUCCAUCUGAACUACAGCUUCCACAGUCCCUCCCCGUACCCCUACCCCACCGAGAGACGGCCGGUAGUGGGUGCCGUAAGUGUCCCCGAGCUCACCAAUGUCCAGCUCCAGCAGGCUCAAGAAUACCCGCCGCCCAACAUCAUAAGGAAUCAGGUGUACUGGCCUCCGCCCCCGUAUCCGUACCCUCACCCCCGACCCGCAAACAGCACGCCGGAUCUGUCGCGUCACCUGUACGUCAGCAGCAGUAACCCCGACCUCAUCACGCGUCGCGUCCAUCACUCGGUGCAGACCUUUCAGGAGGACAGUCUGCCUGUGGCGCACUCGCUGCAGGAAGUGAGUGAGCCGCUGGUCACCUCGCGCCGGCCGCACAUGCACAAGAGGAACUCCAUUGAGAUCGCCGGGCUGGCGUACGGACUGGAGAACAUGAGGCUUCAAGAGAGAAAGGUAUCAGCAUCUACAGCCGAGACUCCGCCUACCGUCGUCCAGCCGAAGCUCCCCGUCGACGCCGUACUGGAGGUCUCGAAGCCCGAGGAGGCCGUCAUCAAGGACGACGUGUGCUACGGUCACAAAAAGUCUUUGUCCGACGCCACCAUGCUGGUGCACAGCAGCGGUGAGGACGAAGAGUUCGAAGAUGACGGCGGCCGUCACACCCCUCGGUCUCAGGAGUUGGUGAGCCCCGGACAUCACCUGCCGCCCCUCGGAGAUCCGCCCGCUUACUCGUUCAGCCACAGCGGCGACACAGUGCCUCUCUCGUACCAGCCUCAUUCUCUCGGCCCUCUUCCGGCGCUCCCAGAGCCUGGACACCUGGUGCCCUCGGUGUCUGAAGGCGAUCUGAGCGGACAGGGACGAUGCAAAUAUAAGAGAGACAUCUUUAAAAAGCCCGUCUCUGAUGCGGCACCCGCCAGAAGAAACAUCGAUGGACUUCCACCACCGGGAAUGAAGAAAGGACGCUCCGAGGUGAAGAAGAUGGGCCCGAUGAAGCUGGCGGCUCUGAACGGCCUUACGCUGUCCAGAAUGCCUUUAGCUGAUGAAGCUAAAGACGACCCAGAGAACAGCUCCAAUGAUCAGAGGUGUAGGAUGCUGGAGAUGCGUAUGGAUCAGAAGUUGGUCUUCACAGAGUACGAGCACAUACUCAAGAAGCGUGUGAACAGCGAGUGCACCAUCGCUCAGAUGCCGGAGAACAGCGAAAGGAACCGUUUCCAGGACGUCCUGCCCUACGACAACACGCGUGUGGAGCUGGUGCCCACCAAAGAGAACAACACGGGUUACAUCAACGCCUCUCACAUAAGGGUUACUGUCCGAGGUAAGGAAUGGAGUUACAUCGCCUCUCAGGGUCCGCUCUCCAACACCUGUCAAGACUUCUGGCAAAUGGUUUGGGAACAAGGAGUGGCCAUCAUCGCCAUGGUUACAGCAGAGGAGGAAGGAGGUCGUGAGAAGAGUUUCCGCUACUGGCCUCGUCUGGGGUCUCGCCAUAACACCGUUACAUACGGACGGUUUAAGAUCACCACCCGGUUCCGUACGGACUCAGGAUGCUACGCCACAACGGGUCUGAAGAUCAAACAUCUUCUGACGGGGCAAGAGCGGACCGUCUGGCACCUGCAGUACACCGACUGGCCCGACCACGGCUGCCCGGAGGACUUUAAAGGAUUUCUCUCAUACCUGGAGGAGAUCCAGUCAGUGAGGAGACACACAAACAGCUCCAGUGAUCCAAAGAACACAAAUCUGCCUGUUCUGGUUCACUGUAGCGCUGGGGUGGGACGCACCGGUGUGGUCAUUCUGUCUGAGAUCAUGAUCGCCUGUCUGGAACAUAAUGAGGAUCAGGAAGCGCCGGCGGUUUUGAACCUGUUGCGACAGCAGCGUAUGAUGAUGGUACAGACGCUCUCGCAGUACACCUUCGUUUACAGAGUCCUCAUUCAGUUCCUGAAGAACUCCAGACUGAUCUGAGUCCAGCGCUGGCCUGAACAGCCCUAUCUGAAGCGCUCAUCCGGACCGCUGGCAGUAUUACUGAAGGUCGGGGACGUGAGCCGGGGCAAGUAUGAAGGAUUCUGCAUGGCAGACUCCAUUUCACCAGUAUUAUACACAGAUUCUCCUGUGGGCUUUGACACGUGACUGCACGUGACCCGGCACUUUUAUUUGGAUGUACAUAGCAAAGCGCACUCCUGCUGAAGAUCUGAUGUCAUAUUUAAACACUGAACAGCGUUUGUUCUUUUCAUCUGGAGUCUUGUUACAGUGGAAUGAUUUUAUGAAGGACUGAAAACACGCAUGUGACAUGGAAGGCUCGGGUGAAUCUCACAAACACUAUUUCACGUGAAGUCUGUUUUUACGACCAUUGCUGUCAUUUGGCAUUGUGAUAGUUUCAUGACAAAUUAAGCACAUUUUUAUUCACAUUUAUGGAAUGAAGUUUGUUCACUAUUUUUAAUGAUUCUGUAACGCUUUUUUAUUUAAAUCUAAGUUUACUGCAAUACAGCAAAUACCGACGUAUAAAUACUUUUAUUAUAUUAUUGCAAUUUUUUCUGAGAAAUGUACCUGAUUGUUAUGAAUUUGAUGUCACAAUGCACAAAAUGUGUAUGGUCUUAAAGGCUUUGUCGUCUUUUAAACAAAAUAUCAUUUUUGUAUUUUGAUUGGAGGCGUGAAAUGUGGCCAACAUGAUUGUGUGAGAUUUGGCCUCUCGGUGCAUCAUGGGAUGUGUGAGUGUUUGUUGAAAUGAAGGAUCACAUGCAGUGUUACAGGACAUUGGUGAGGUUUGAUUUUGAUCUGUCAGCGUUAGAACGCAGCCAAAGAAAAGACGGUUUACCUUAAGCAACUUUUAAAUAAUUUAAAAUAUUAUCUUUUAUAUGAAAACUUUCAAAUGUUUUCUACAUGUAACCAUCAGAAAGGCUUUCUUGUUGCAUUAGGGAUAUUUUUGUAUUUCUUCAUCUUCCGCCAGCGUUCUCAAACCCGACACCAAAGAGCUUCACACAGCUUGUACAGUUAACAGUUUAGUUCCUUAAACAUGAUGGUCUGCCAAAGAAAAUUCAUCCUAUCUGAAGUCUUAAAACACUGUGAAACUCCAUACGUUCAUCCAAUGAAAUGAAAUUGAAGUUUGAAGGAUCAGCUCGUGCUAUAAAGAGUCACGUUGGCCCCGUCUCAUAAUCUUUAUAACACAAAUAUAAGCUACAAUCCACCAGCAGCUUAGCGUCAUGAUGCGCUCUGUGAUGGUGAUUUAAACUGCAAAGUGAAACCAAAAUAUAAGAGUUGUGUUAGCUCAACCCUACAGGUGAGUAUCGUGAGAUGUCUCAGGCAUAUUUCACUUAAAUUCAUUUUUUCACACCCUUAAGUUUGUGAUUUCUUUAAGUUGUUAAGAACAAUUGUAAAUGCACAUCAUGGCAGUUUGAUGCUGAUUUAAUGAAAAGUUACUGUAUUACAGUAUUGAGAGAACACACAAAUGUGCAAAACAUGUUCAUUUUGCAAGUGAGAUAUCACCCAAAUAUUUCUCUCUUUUCUAUUCUCAACAGUGCCUACAGAUAGAGAUAAUGUGCCGGUGUUGGGUUGAAUGUAAAUAUUAAAUAUAAGAUUGUUGUGCUUUUUUGUGAACGACAAUCCUUUUGUUUCCUCUGAUUUCUACACAUCAUAAAGUUGAAUGGAAGGAAAAUAGAUGGAAGCCUUUAAAAGCACAAUUGUCUCGACUACAUCACUCAUUACUGUUAAUGUACAUUUUUAUUUUUCACAGAAAUGACAACUGGACUUAACAGAUCCUGCCUGAGAUGCUUUUGUUCUUUCGUGUACAUUAAUAGAAAGUAGUGUUUACACUGCAGACUUGAGUGUUUUUCAUUUUUAAGCCAGUGAAGUUUGAGAUUCAGGUUGAUGUGUUGUGUUUUGGUUGUGUUUUGGAUGACGGCAGCUGCAGUGUUUGUUAGCUGAAGAUGUGCGGCUAUCAGAAGAGCUCAAUUAUAUCCCUUUGUAAGCAACUAUAUUUUUCAUUCAGAAAAUAAAUAUUUUAAAAGAUUAAA